UAGGAAGCCCCUCAGUGCCCUACGGGACGUGGAAGUAGGUGGGUGUGUUGCACGCGGGGUCCUGCACGGCGUUGAGUGGAGGAGGUAACACACGCACUCAAAGUUUGACUCGCACACACACACAAUAAGCAAUCCCUCACGCAAAGCACAGGCGAAACACCCGUGUCAAGCAGUGAAGGAAAAUAAGUACAGAAUAUUUAGCACAAAAGGAGACAAUAAUACGACACAGUGGGUUGAAAUUACAGUGAAUCGCGGUGGUUUUUCUGCAGCGUGGUGCGUGUGCGUCGACGCGAGGGAUUCCAACCUUAGCUGGGGUGCCGUAAUCCUUCCCUCGCAAAGUUGAGUGAGUUAGUGACUGAGUGAGUGACUGUCCCCCGCUCUAUCGAUCACGCCAGGGAGCGGAGGGCGAGUGCAAUUACAUAAGAAUCUGAAUAACGUCGCUGGGAACGGAGGAAAUAAGACAAAGGAAGAGAAGGUGAAGAAAAGGUGGACUGGAAGGAGGGCCACUCGAAUAGAAGGUUUACAUAAAGUUCCAGCUACUUUAUAGCCUUGUGUGGGGUUCAGUGCCCCUGGGAUGGUGCCGCGGCGCUGAGUGCUGCCGGAAGGAUGCUAACGGCGUGGGUGGCGGCGGUGUGGGCGGCGGCGUGGGUGUGGCCCUCACCGGCCGCCGCCCAGCGCGGGCUGGAGGCCACGUGCCCCAGCUGGGAAGACAACCCGCAGUGCAUCUGCUACACGCGGAACGGCUUGGUGCUGGAGUGCCCCUCGGUGCCCCUGGCGGCGGUGGGCCAGGAGGUUGGCAACGUGCCGGGACCCAUCGCCUUCCUCAGCCUGUACAACAUUGACCCCAAUGUCACCACGCUACCGCCGGGACUGUUCACCCGCAGCUCGGGUGUGGCCAGCCUGCAGGUGUCCCACUCAGCCGUGCGGAGCCUGGCCGAGGACAGCCUGGAGGGGCUGGAGACUUCGCUGGACCGCCUCACCGUGAGCCACUGCCAGCUGUCCGCUGUGCCGCACGCCGCGCUGCUCAGGCUGCGCCAGCUGCACUACCUCAGUCUGGAGGGAAACAACAUCACGGAGCUGCAAAGCUUCGUGUUCUCCAAGCUGAAGCUGCAGACGCUCAACCUCAAGAGCAAUAUGAUCAGCCUCAUUUCAGACUACGCCCUGGACGGCCUCGAGUCGUCCCUCGAGGAGCUGAACCUGGAGAACAACGACCUCAAGGCGCUGCCCACGGACGCCCUCAAGAGCAUGGCCGCCCUCAGGACGCUGCGGGCCGCCUGGAACCACGUCAAGGAGCUGGACCUGCCCGCCGACGCCUCUCUGGCGGCGCUGCGGGAGUUGGACCUGAGCAGCAACAGUGUCCGGAAGAUUAAGAGUAAGAGUGUGGCGGGGGCGCCGGGCCUCGUGUCCCUGUCCCUGUACAUGAACGCCAUCGCCAGUGUGUCCAAGAACGCCUUCAAGGAGAACCCUGCCCUGGAGACACUCUUCCUGGGCAACAACGACAUCCAGGAGCUGGACGCCGAGACCUUCCUGCACAAUCCCAACAUUCGCAUCAUCGACCUUGGCAACAAUAACCUGCACAACAUUGACGGCGGCCUGUUCUCCGACCUGCCGCACCUGCAAGAGCUGGUGCUCGCCUCAAACAAUAUCCGGGAGGUGACCCGCCACACCUUCAGGAAUUCGUCCAGUCUGCGAGUCCUGAACCUGGAGCACAACGCCAUCCGCUUCGUGGAGGAGGACAGCCUGUGGGAGCUGCCGCAGCUGCACACGCUGCUGCUGAGCCACAACAAUCUGCAGGAGAUAAGCCCGCGCCUGCUGGAGGCCAACGCCGCCCUGCAGGUGCUCAAGCUGGACCACAACAGACUGGGGGAGCUGCACGAGGACACCUUCAGCAAUAAUACCGCCCUCACCACGCUGCACCUCAGCCACAAUGAGCUCACCACCGUGGGGAGGACAAUCUUCUGGCGCCUCACACUCCUGCAGGAACUUCAUCUGGAGGACAACAGGAUCCAGGUGGUGGCCCCGGCAGCUUUCUCAAGCCUGGCUCGCCUACAGACUCUCACCCUGCAGGAUAACGACAUCGCGACCCUACCGGAGUUCCUCAGCAUAGAGGACACUGCCCUCCGCCAGCUGAGGGUGUCUGGAAAUCGCCUGACCAGCCUGCACCCGCAGCUCCUGCAGGGGCAGGGCAGCCUCGACCAGGUGUGGCUGGACCGCAACAACAUCUCGGUGGUGGUGGAGGGCGUGUUCGGGGAGCUGCGGCGCGCACGCCAGCUGCACCUGGAGCACAACCACAUCGCGGAGAUCCAGGACAACGCAUUCGCCAAUAUGACGCACCUCCGCAGACUCUUCCUCUCGCACAACUUUGUGGAGACCAUCCGCAGCGACACCUUCACCGGCCUGGCCUCGCUGCUCGAGCUGCGCCUCGACAACAACGCCAUCACCGUGAUCGAGACGGAUGCAUUCCGCGGCCUGACGCGGCUCGACACCCUGGACCUGUCUGGCAACAUUGUGUCUGUGGUGCAGCGAGACCACUUCGUGACGGAGCUGCCCAUCAGGAGCCUCAGCCUGGACGAGGCGGGCGUGUCGAAGAUCGAGGAGGGCGCCUUGGAGGCCCUGGCCAGCCUGGAAACCCUGAGUCUGCGUGACAAUGAGCUGCGAGCGCUGCACCCUGACUUCCUGCAGCUGACACAGCUGCGGCACCUUGAUCUGGCCGGCAACCCGCUCAAGGACGUCAACGGCACCAGCCUGGCGGGAUUGCCCAAUCUGGAGAGCCUCGACCUCAGUCGCUGCGGCCUCGCUGAGCUGCCCGACAACCUGUUUGACUCCAGCAUGUCCUUGCGGAGCCUGAGCCUCGCUGGCAACAAGCUGACGCACCUCAAAGCCGCUGCUUUCAUUGGCCUCUCAGACCUGACACAGCUGGACUUGUCUGACAACAGCCUGGGCCUCAGCAGCUGUCGCGCCGUGCUGGUCACACCCCGCCUGCAGCAGCUCACCCUCAGCGGGAACCCGACGCGGGAGUUGUGUCCAGACCUGGCAAAGCUUGAAGAUCUGCAGGAGCUGCGGGCUGCCAACAUCCUCAUGACGGAGGUGCGGCCUAACGCCCUCGCAGAGCUGCGGCACCUUCAGCUUCUCGACAUUUCCACAAACCUGGUGACGGAGGUGCCCGUCGGCAGCUUCCUCGGCUCAUCGCUCCGCACCCUCAGCCUGGCGGACAACCAGCUGGAGCAAUUGCCUGACGCGCUAUUCUUCGACCUGCCCGAGGCGCUGGAGAGCCUCAACAUCUCCGGCAACCCGCUGCAGCGCCUGGUGGGUCCCAUGGUGCUGCAGGACGCGUCGCUGUCCGCCCUGCAGCAGCUGGAGGCCACCCGCACCAACCUAUCGGUGCUGACCAGCCUGGAGCUGUCCCACCUGCCCGGGCUGCGCUCCCUCAGCCUGCGGAAAGGCUUCAUCGCCAAGGUGUCCCCGGGGGCCUUCAAGAGCCUAACUCAACUGGCCCACCUGGACCUCAGCCACAACCAGCUGAAGGUGCUGCCGCCAGAACGCCUCCGUGGCCUGGGCAUGCUGGUGCGCCUCAAUCUCACCCACAACAGACUGGAGAAGCUGGACCAGCUGCCCGCCGACGUUGCAAACCUCAAGGUGCUGGAUGCGUCAAGCAACAUGCUGACGGAGCUGCGGGAGGCUGCGCUGCGCCACGCCGAGGCGCUGGAGGAGGUGAACUUGAGGGACAACUGGCUCACUGUGAUCCAUCCCCGCGCCUUCACCAGCCUGCCGCGGCUCGCCACACUGGACCUCAGCCACAACAUGUUGGAGGUACUGCGGCCUGAGGUGCUGCAGCCCGUCGAGCGCUCCCUCAGGAGCCUCUCCCUGCACGAUAACUCAUUAAGGUGCACGUGCGAGGCGGUGGACCUGUGGGCGUGGCUACUCAACCAUCCUGAACAGGUGACCAACCCUCAGGACCUCACCUGCCACGUGCCUCCGGCGCUGCACGAGCGCGCCUUCCUGCUGCUGCCGUCGUCGGCGUUCUGUCCCCAGCCGGUGGUGCUGCGCCUCGCCAUUCAGGACAUCCAGAGCCAGUCGCUCCUUGUGUCCUGGCAGGCCACCAACUCCUCCGCCGUGUACGGAUUCAAGGUGACGUACCGCGCGGCUGACGGAAGCGCCACGCAAUCCUCGCCGUCACUGUCCCUGGCGUCACGCACCUUCCUGUUGGAGGCGCUGCAGCCCGCCACGGAGUACGAGGUGUGUGUGCACGGCCUCACGCGCUCCCUCGCCACGCCGCACGCCCCUGCACGACCCCACGCCCGCGCGCACACCGUCGCCGCGGCUUAUGACAAGGGCGACCAGCACGACCACCACCACCAGGAGGAUAAUGGAGUGCGGUGUGCGAGGGGCCAGACACUACCGCCCCCUGCUGCCCCCGCCACAGGAACAGCCGGCAUCAGUUUGGGUCUCAUCCUGGGGGCUACCUUGGCCGCGGCACUGCUCCUGGGGCUGGUGGUGGCCCUCAUCUGGUACCGCAAGUGUGGACCGGGACACCGACCGAGGGAUAAGCGGAAUGGUGCCCCGCCUGAUUACUACACCCAAUACCAAGCCCGUCACCCUCACCCCCUCCGUACCGGGAUGACGAGUUUGCCUGUUAGAUGUGGCGGCCCGGUAAUAGUGAUGAUAGUUACUUCUACUCAUCACCUCUCUCCGUGACAAGUUCGCCUGCGUGUAUGGUGACUGUCUCGGUAAUGGUGAUGCUGAUAGUGACUCCUGCUGGUCGUUUGGUGGCUGUGUACUGGUGGUCACCGUGAGUACUGGUGACCUGUGGUGCUGCUGAGUGAAUCGUGGUGCUGGUGCUGCUAGUGACUCGUGCUGUGCUGUGUUAUGCUGUGUUGUACUGUGCUGGUGACUUCAAAUGCGGUGCUGGUGACCUCAAAUAAUAGCAAUAGUGACCUCUUCUACUGAUGACCUCUUCUACUGGUGACCCUUGUAUACUGGUGAUCUUGUACUGGUCACCCUUGUACUGGUGACCCCUUGUACUGGUGAUGACUGGUGAUCCCCUUGUACUGGUGACCUCUUGUACUGGUGACCUCUUGUACUGUUGAUCCCUUGUACUGGUGAUCCCUUGUACUGGUGAUCCCCUAGUACUGGUGACCCCCUAGUACUGGUGACCUCUUGUACUGGUGACUCCUUGUACUGGCGAGUCCCUUGUACUGGUGACCCCCCUUGUACUGGUGACCCCCUUGUACUAGUGACCCCUUUAUUGUACUGGUGAGAUUUAAAAGGAUAACUCACUGAAAAAAAAAUCAAUGAAAUGAUAAAAAGCAAAGAAAGAAAAGAAAUGAAUGAUAAAAGUGAAGAAAAAUGAGGAAAUGUGAGAAAAAUGUGGAUAAAUGAGAGAAAGAAGGGAAGUGUGAAUAAAAGAGGAAAAAAAUAAGGGUAACGAGUAACUAAACAACCCGUACCGCGCCCACGCCCAAGGCCGCCCCACAGAGAGAGAGAGAGAGAGAGAGAGAGAGAGAGAGAGAGAGAGAGAGAGAGAGAGAGAGAGAGAGAGAGAGAGAGAGAGAGAGAUGACAAGGAGGGUGUGUGAUUUGAAGCAGAAAGAAGCAGGUGAACACACACACACACACACACACACACACACACACACACACACACACACACACACACACACACACACCUUGACGUUUCCUCUCAAGCGUGUGUGUGUGUGUGUGUGUGUGUGUGUGUGAGGGAGGGCUCUUCGUGACGCGUCAGACAAAACAAAACGAACAAAAACUAACUCGCGAACUGAGGAAACAAUGAUUACAGGAAGCCGCAGGUGAGCGAGAACGAGAGCGAGAACGAGAGCGAGAGAGAGAGAGAGAGAGAGAGAGAGAGAGAGAGAGAGAGAGAGAGAGAGAGAGAGAGAGAGGUUGAAUUCCACUUAUAAACAGUUCGAUUUUAUUAAAGAGACUUGAAUCCCACUAUAAGAGAAACAAAAGAGGAUUUCAAUGUAUAGAUACUUGAACUUUACCUUCAAGUAGAUGGUGUUUGAAUUUCUCUCUCUCUCUCUCUCUCUCUCUCUCUCUCUCUCUCUCUCUCUCUCUCUCUCUCUCUGGUGCUGGAAUCUCUCGUGUCUUAGUCUCUGGUGGUGGUGGUGGUGGUGGUGGUGGUGCCUGGUGGUGAGAGAGAAAUAUAAACACUCACACCAUCUAGUCAAAAUAAGUUAUAGAAAAGUAAAAAAAAAUAAAAAAUAAUAAUGAAAGAAAAGAAAGUGGUAGACGAAUUGAAAAAAAAAAAAUGGAAGAAUAGUGAAAUUGAUCAAAGAAAAGGAAAGACAGGGAAAUUUACCAGUCAAAAUAAACUAGUGAAACAAAAUAUGGGAAAAAAAGAAAAGAAAAAAAAUCACAAGAAUAAAAAAAAAUAUAUAUAUAUACGGCAAAUUACCAGUCACCCUAUCAUUACCUCCCGUUUUCUACGACUCCUGCUGGGCCAUAUAUAAAAAUGACUUCCCAUUUUUUUUUCCUCCUACAUAAAUUUUUUUCCACCUGGACUGUGCUCACCUGUCCUCUCUAUCACCUUCACUGUGACAGGUAACACGCAGGUAGCUUUCAUUAACCUGUCUGGGUGGUGCGUCUUCAAAUAUCAAAGAGGAAAGAGGAAAUAAAGGUGAGGAAUAAGUUGUCUCGGGAAAUAUACAUGGUCAGGGGAGGAAAAUAGGGAUAAAUUGAUAGGUACAGGGAAAUACUGGACAAAGUAAUGCCCUAGGGUAAAAUAUACAAGGAAAUAAGGAAGGAAAGAGUGAAUGGAAGCCGUCUAGGGAAAUUUAUGUGAGCAGGGAAGGAAACAGGGAUGAAUUGAAAGGUACAGGGUAAAAUGUAGGGGAAUUAUGUUGGAAUAGAGAAAAAUGUUGCGGAAAAGUUAAGGGGAAUUGUUAAAAUAAGAAAUGGGUGUAGGAAAAAAGGAAAAGUAGAGGGAAAAAUGAAAGUUACAAGACUAUAAUGAACAGUGUGGGGAAAAAAAUGAACGUGAUGGAAAAUUUGAGGAAAAUAUUGUGAAAAGUGAGUGUGAAAGGGGAAAUAAUAAAUGUACCGGGAAAAUAGGAAGAAUUGAAGUUGGAAAAGGGAAAAAAUAACAGAAAAGUUAAAAAAAACUCGUAAAGGAGGAAAAAAGUGAAAAAAAUUAAAGAAUAAAUAAAAAUUGAAUGGAAAAUGAAAAUAAAUAAAGGAAAAGAGGAAAAGACCGUGGAAAAAAAAAAACGUUGACUGAGUAUUUUGAACUGCGUAUAAUAAAGAAAAUGAAAAAAAAAAUGAACGGGGAAAAAAAGGAAAAACGAAGGAAAAGAGAUGGAAAAAUAAUAAGAAAAACAGACUUUGAUGAUACUGGACUAUAAAUAAAAAUAAUAAUAAUAAUGAAAGUAGUGCCUAAGGUGACGUGUGCGUGCGUGCGUGCGUGCGUGCGUGUGUGUGUGUGUGUGUGUGUGUGUGUUGCCGAGUAGUGAAGGAGUAAGAAAAAAAAAUAUUCUCUUCCUAUUCCAAAGAUAUUUAAUACAAUGUCCGUAUGUAUGUAUGUAAGUAUGUAUGAAAUCCCUGUCUGUCUGUCUGUAUGUAUGCAUGUAUGACAAAUCUAUGUAUGUCUACUGUAUGUAUGUAUGUAUGUACAGUACACCACAUAAGCAACAAUUUUAUACACACAAGACGGGAGAAACAAACAAAAAACAAACAAAACAAAACAAAAAAUAAAUAAAUAAAGGACCCAAGAAACAAAA
Scylla paramamosain (green mud crab) is the source of this 7735-nucleotide messenger RNA. RefSeq names its product protein artichoke-like. Lineage: Eukaryota; Metazoa; Arthropoda; Malacostraca; Decapoda; Portunidae. Gene Ontology annotation, cellular component: extracellular matrix. The record is from RefSeq and is a predicted model, not a curated record. Gene Ontology annotation, molecular function: protein binding. The transcript is spliced from 7 exons. Bases 607 to 4695 code for a protein of 1362 amino acids.